AUGUACCUGUUAACCUCCUGUUCCAACCUAACAACACCUCAGACUGUUUUUUCAUGUACCUGUUACUCCUGUUUUAACAACACCUCAGACUGUUUUUACCCGUUCAAACCUAACAACACCUCAGACUGUUUUCAUGUACUUGUUACCCUAACGUUCCAACCUAACAACACCUCAGACUGUUUUCAUGUACUUGUUACCCUCCCGUUCCAACCUAACAACACCUCAGACUGUUUUCAUAUACUUAUUACCCUCCCGUGCCAACCUAACAACACCUCAGACUGUUUUCAUGUACUUGUUACCUCCUGUUCCAACCUAACAACACCUCAGACUGUUUUCAUGUACUUGUUACCCUCCCGUUCCAACCUAACAACACCUCAGACUGUUUUCAUGUACUUGUUACCCUCCCGUUCCAACCUAACAACACCUCAGACUGUUUUCAUGUACCUGUUACCCUCCCGUUCCAACCUAACAACACCUCAGACUUGUGGCCCCUCCGUUCCAACCUAA
This is a messenger RNA of Acanthosepion pharaonis, 507 nucleotides long. NCBI's taxonomy places the organism in Eukaryota, Metazoa, Mollusca, Cephalopoda, Sepiida, Sepiidae. The record is from the annotation of a GenBank genome assembly.